AUGCAGCAUAUAUAUCGGCGCAUAAUGGGCCUGUAUAAGGGUGAUUGCGAGCGGCUGCGAAUACUGUGCAGAGAACACCUACUGUCUUCAUCUCGUUCCAAGGAGGUUGAAAGUGGCCUUCGCUGCCGCCUAUUGGUCCAUUUCCCGCUCUUUGUUGAGUAUAGUGAGAACCGUCCUGCAAUUAAGAAGCGUGCCAAAAUUGAGAAAGACCAAUCUAUUCUCGAAAACUAUGAUCUCGCAUUUUACAAGAAGUGCAGCGCCGCAUACUCGUUUCUUACCCCCAACAAGGUCGAUAUAUACUAUGAAGAGGAAUUGCGGUGCGUUAUCCCCAACGAUAUCAGAGACUUGUUCGGGAAGUCUGCAGAAUGCCAAAGGUGUGUAAAGAUAGGUCCAGCAGUUCCCAACAAAAUGCACCCAAAGAUGCAGCAAAUUGAUGACAAACUCGUUGAUGCAGUUAUUAAGGCGGUACAAAGACUACAAAAGGAUAUUGCCUCUACAUCGCCGCAAGGCAGAACUAAAGAGUAG
Molecule: messenger RNA, 525 nt
Organism: Giardia duodenalis
Lineage: Eukaryota; Fornicata; Diplomonadida; Hexamitidae
Exons: 1
Coding region: 1-525 (174 amino acids)
Source: RefSeq, a predicted model, not a curated record